Molecule: messenger RNA, 6170 nt
Organism: Antechinus flavipes (yellow-footed antechinus)
Lineage: Eukaryota; Metazoa; Chordata; Mammalia; Dasyuromorphia; Dasyuridae
Gene: RAI14
Product: retinoic acid induced 14
Exons: 17
Coding region: 1552-4266 (904 amino acids)
Molecular function (GO): actin binding
Source: RefSeq, a predicted model, not a curated record
CAUAUAAACGUUGACUGAAAUUUUCUGUAUUGCACAUUAGUCUCGUAACAGCAGGUUUGUCUGGGUUCUGAAUAAUAGAUGAUGUUCUUGUGCUUUCCCAGGCACAGUGGAGUGAAACAAGGCUGUGUGCUUGCUCCCAUGUUUUUUAGAGUGAUGUUUUCAGCCAUGUUGUCAAAGGCCUUCAAUAAGGACAAACACAGCAUCAAGGUCAGCUACCACACUGAUGGUAAAUUCUUCAACUUUAAAAGACUUCAGGCCAAGACUAAAGUAGAAAGAAUAUUGGUGCAUGGGUUUUUGUUUGUUUGCAGAUGUUUGUGCACUCAAUGCAGCCUCGGAAGCUGAGAUUCAACAAAGUAUGUAUCAGUUCUCUGCUGCUUGUGCUAAAUUUGGCCUAACAGUCAACACCAAUAAAUUAGCCAGCAUCUCAUCAUCCGUAUGUGGAAUCAUCGAUUAUCACAAAUGGAGAAGUUUUGAAUUUUGUGAAUAAUCAUUUAUCUUGACAGUAUAUUUUCUAGGGAUGUACACACUUAUAAUGAAUGGUUGACACAUGCAUUGCCAGAGCUAGUUCAUUGUUUGGGAGACUCCAAAGAAAAGUGUGGAUGAGAUGCCAGAAUGAAGGUGUGCAGAGCUGUACGCCUGUGAAACCUGGACAAUAUAUUAGCACCAUGUCAGGAAAUGGAAUUGCUUCCAUUUGAAUUGUCUUAGGAAGAUUCUGAAGAUCAUCUGGCAAGACAAGACACCAGACACUGAGGUCUUUUCUCAAACUAAACCUCCAAGCAUUCGAGUUUUACUGAAGAGAGUGCAACUCUGUUGGGCUGGCCAUGUUCUUUGAAUGCCAAAGAUAUGCUUGCAAAAAAAAAAAAAAAAGAUUAUUUUAUAGAGAACUCACACAGAGCAAACACAUGAUAGUUAGAAAAAGUAAUUCAAGGACACUCUGAAGGUUUCUCUAAAGAACUUUGGAAUUGAUUGUGACAUGGGAGACAUUAGCACAGAACUGCCCAGCAUGGUGUGCCCUCAUCGGAAGAUGUUGGGCAUUAUAAGCAAAGCAGAAAUGUAAUAGCUCAAAAUAAAUGUGAGAUGAACAGAGUUAAGAGAAUCCAUCCCAAAUGUUCAUUUAGAUUAUUUAUGCCUGACUCUUCAUAGAGCAUUCCGGGAUCAUAGUGGUCUGAUCAGCCACAGUCGGACACACUAUAACUUGACUCUAACAUUGUGAUGUCAUUUUGUUCCUCUUUGAGAAUGAAGGAUUACAACCAACCAGCCUGGUUGGGGAAGACUUACAUAAGACAAUGAACAGCAUAACACUGUUGUAUUGUAAAGUACUAGGAACAAAUAUUCAAGCACCAACAUGUAAAGGAAUGGAGAGAUCCAAGAUAGACAAACGAGUGGAAUAAGAAUGAUGAUCGGCUGUUGCAGGCCGUGGAGAAUGGAGAUGUGGAGAAGGUGGCCUCCCUGCUGGGCAAGAAGGGUGCCUGUGCCACCAAGCAUGACAGCGAGGGCAAAUCCGCUUUCCACCUGGCUGCAUCAAGAGGACAGGUGGAGUGCCUCAGGGCCAUGGUUACACACGGAGCGGAUGUGACAGCGCAAGAUACUGCAGGACACAGUGCUUUACACCUGGCAGCCAAGAACAGUCACCCUGAGUGCAUUAAGAAGCUUCUUCAGUUUAAAUGUCCAGCAGAGAACACUGACAAUUCUGGAAAAACAGCUUUACACUAUGCAGCGGCACAUGGAUGCCUUCAAGCGGCUCAGAUUCUCUGUGAGCACAAAAGCCCUAUUAACCUCAAGGAUUUGGAUGGGAAUAUACCUCUGCUUCUUGCAGUACAAAAUGGCCAUACUGAGGUGUGCCGCUAUCUCUUGGAUCACGGAGCAGAUGUCAAUUCCAGAGACAAAAAUGGAAGAACUGCUCUUAUUCUGGCUUGUGAAACUGGCAACUCUAACAUGGUGGAAGCCUUAAUUAAAAAGGGUGCAGACUUAAACCUUGUGGAUUCUCUUGGACACAAUGCCUUACAUUAUUCCAAACUCUCAGAAAAUACAGGAAUUCAAAGCCUUCUAUUAUCAAAAAUCUCUCAGGACACUGAUGUAAAGACUCCGACAAAACCAAAGCAGCAUGAUCAAGUCUCUAAAAUAAGCUCAGAAAGAAGUGGAACUCCAAAAAAACGCAGAGCUCCACCACCACCUAUCAGUCCUUCCCAGCUGAGUGACCUGUCUACGCCACGUUCAAUAACUUCAACUCCAUUGUCAGGAAAAGAACCAGUUUUUUUCCCUGAGCAAUCUUUCAAGCAGGAAGAGGUUAGCUCUCUACGGGAUAACAAAGACCGACUGAGUGAUAGUACUGCAGGUGCUGAUAGUUUAUUGGAUGUGAGUUCUGAAGUGGACCAGCAAGAUCUUCUCACACUCUUGCAAGCAAAAGUCGCUUCUCUUACCUUGCAUAAUAAAGAAUUACAAGACAGGUUGAAGACCAGAACAUCCAAGGAGGUUGAGGCAGACUUAAGUACUGACUCUUACCAUUCUACCCAGACUGACUUGGUCCCAUUAGAAGAUAAAUCAAGUGAAACCUCUGCCUUUGUUUUAACCCAUACUUUAAGUAAAGCUACUAGCAGCAGUGACAUAAAAAUUCAACAGCUACAGGAAAUUUUACAGGAUAUGCAGAUGAAACUGGAUAGCUCGGAAGCGGAAAGGAGGGAGUUACAAGCCCAGCUCCAAUCUCGAGUUUCAGAAUCAAUUUGUCUAAACAGCUCUGAGAUUUCAGAAAAUGGCUCUGAUCUCAGCCAAAAGCUUAAGGAAACCCAGAGCAAGUAUGAAGAGGCUAUGAAAGAGGUCUUGAAUGUGCAGAAGCAAAUGAAAUUGGGCCUUGUUGCUCCAGAAAAUAAAGAUAACAGUUUCUCUAAUCUCCAAGAGCUGAGGUCCACAGAUGAAGCUAUUGAAAAACUCAAGCAAGAUCUACAGAAGGCAUUAGAAGAAAGUGAAAGAAAUAAAGAGAGAGUGAGAGAGUUAGAAGGGAAACUUGAAGAAAAGGAGAAAAGUCUGGCUGUUAAGCCAUCUAUGGAAGAGUAUGAAAAAAUAAGAAACUCAUAUUGCUCUGUGAUUGAGAAUAUGAACCAAGAGAAAGCCUUUUUAAUUGAGAAAUAUAAAGACGCUCAAGAAGAAAUAAAAAAAUUACAAGAGACGUUGAAAAGUCAGACACCACAAGAAUCCAGUGAUGAUGCUGGAGACAUGAAAGAAGCAAUGAACAGAAUGAUCGAUGAACUCAAUAAGCAGGUAACUGAGCUCUCCCAAUUAUACAAGGAAGCCCAGGCUGAGCUUGAGGACUACAGGAAGAGGAAGUCACUGGAGGAUGUCACUUCUGAAUAUAUCCAUAAAGAUGAGCAUGAGAAGCUUAUUCAGGUGACAAAUGUGUCCAGGGUGAAAGCUGAAGAUGAGCUAUCUGAAAUGAAAUCCCAGUAUUCAAAGGUAUUGAAUGAAGUAACACAGCUCAAGCAGCUAGUUGAUACUCAGAAGCAAAAUUCCGUGUCCAUCACAGAACAUUUGCAAGUGAUAACCACUCUCCGGAGCACUGCAAAAGAAAUGGAGGAGAAAAUAAACAGUCUCAAAGAGCAGCUUGCAGGCAAGGAAACUGAAGUGGUCAAUCUUGAGAAACAUCUUUUGGAAGAAAAAGCAGCAAUGAAUGAUGCUAUGGUACCUAGAGCCUCCUAUGAAAAGCUCCAGUCGUCUUUGGAAAGUGAAGUGAAUGCAUUGACAUCUAAAUUGAAAGAUUCAGUGAAGGAGCGAGAGAAGGCAUCCUUAGAGUUGGCACAGGUGAGAAAUGAAGUCUCACAGAUAAGAAGAGAAAAGGACAGUAUUCAAAAUCUCCUGAAAACUAAGGAACAGGAGGUAAAUGAACUUCAUCAAAAGUGCCAGCAAGCUCAAGAAGAACUUACAGAAAUGAGAAGAUAUUCUGAGAGCUCUUCAAAAUUAGAAGAGGACAAAGAUAAGAAGAUAAAUGAGAUGUCCAAAGAAGUCAUCAAAUUAAAGGAAGCUUUGAACAGCCUUUCUCAGCUUUCCUACUCUACCAGUGCAUCCAAGAGGCAAAGUCAGCAGCUGGAGGCUCUACAGCAGCAAGUGAAGCAGUUACAGAAUCAACUGACGGAAUCCAAGAAACAACAUCAGGAGAUUGUCUCAGUUUACAGAAUGCAUCUUCUGUAUGCUGUACAGGGCCAGAUGGAUGAAGAUGUCCAAAAAGUACUGAAGCAAAUUCUCACCAUGUGUAAAAACCAGUCACAAAAGAAGUGAGAUAGAUUCUCUGGGACUCAGCGCCAACCCCUCAUAUUUGCCAUAUUUGCCUUAAAACAGGAGUUAGGGUUGGCAGCCACUGCCAUUUUUCUAGUUUGUUGUAUGCACUGUGAGUUCACAUAGCUGCCCUCUCAGCUUCUUCCUUACACAAGGACUUCUGAAGAUUGUCCCCAAGAGAAGACCUUCCAUUCUUCAGAAUUGUUUGUUGACUUUUAAGACCUAAAGUUACCAGCCUUGUGAUGAGCUGAAACUGUUAAUUCCAGAUCUUGGUGGUGGCUAAUGCCACACUUGGUUUGGAUCUGUGAGGCUAAGGGACUUGACUGAAGUGGUCUGUUGGACGGUGAGACCUGCAAAUUUCCCACAGAAUUUUUUGCUGGUCAGUUCUAGUUGUUGCAAAUAAUGUGGUGAAUGCUGUUGGAAUUCCUUUUUCCCAUGGCUGCCCAUCCACACCAACUUUUAGUUAGAAGCACCCAAGAUUUCAGGCUGGAAUUAACCCUUAACAUGAUUUAAUUUCUAAUCAAAUUAACCCUAGGAUUGGUUACAAGGUACAAUACAAAACCCCUCAUCAUGUCUUCUGGAUGGAGUGCAUACCCAAUUCCCAAUCUGCCUUUCAUUCUUAGAACUAUGCUAUUUAAACCAGCAAUUGGAUGAAUAGGAUUAACUAAAAUAUAUAGGUUAAAAACAUGAAUGAGUUGACUUUAAGAUUUCAAAAAAACAAAACAAAAAAAAAAUCCUUUAAACAACACAUUGCAAACAACCUAUGCAAGCUUGUCUACUGCUGUUGUCCAUGAAGCUCAGGAAAUCCAAGUACAUGCUUUUCAACAAGGGAUUACAGUAAACAAUGCGUUUACAACCAAAAGAAAUUCUUCAUAGUUCCUAACCUCACUUUUGUAAAGAUGGUUUUUUUUUUUUCCAUUAUAUUUUUAUUGGCUAUUACAGAUUUUUGGUACCUAAGCCAUUUAUUUCAUAAAAUUUGCAUUACACUAUGUUAACAAAAUAUUUUAGAUAACUAUGCUUUAGACUUAAAAUGUCUUUGGGUAAAAGUUUUCAGCUGUAGCAAUAUGUACUAGAAGUAUCUCAGCUCAUCACAAAACACCAGCAGAUAGUAGGAGGUUUGGUCAUGUGUCUGUGUGCUCUUGUAGCUAUCAAGCAUUCCUGGUGAACAGGGCCUUGUUCUUUUGGCUGACUGUCAGGAUAUCAUAACUGUGCUUACUUUUCCAGACAUUGGGAGCAUGACUAAUGCCCAGUCAUUAAAAAUUGGUAAAAUCAUAGUGCAUAGCAAAGAUGUAGGGAAGAAAUACUUUCCUAUUCCCAUGCCAUACUUAGAAUUUAAAACUUGCUUGUAACUUCACUUAGGGCUUUAUUCUUAAUGGGGUAUACAAAUAUAAAUAAAAAUCAGUCUCUUAAGAUGUUCCCAGAAACCUGUGUCUGCUUUGACUGAGUAGAAAGUAGCUCAAGGCUUAUCGGACUCUGCUGUCUAGAGUAUAUGCUCUCUAAACAAUGGUAAAGCAAAAUGGCUUUAAAACUUCCCAUCAAAUAAUAGGUCUUGGUGUUAAGUUGUUUAAUGAUAAUUUGAUAAUUUUGAAAAGGCCCCAAAGAAAUGUGAAAGGACUUUUUUUUUUUUUUGGGGGGGGGGUUAGGGGGGAGGGUUAGCACUUAAGAAAACACCACACACACACACACACACAGAGAAAAAUUCAGCACACAAAUGCUGCAGAAUCUAAAACUUGAGACAUUUUAUAGGUUUCCUGACAAUUUUAGUCUUUUAACUUUGUUUCAUUAUGCGUAUUUAUUACAAGUAUUCUGGUUAAAUAUUGAAAAGUUAUACACUAUAGUCUAGCAUUUUUGUCUUUGUAAUUUACAGGAGUUUAUGGAGAAAAUAAACUUUGGUUCCAUUGUUUUCA